AUGUCCAAAUUUCGCGGAUUCAACCUCAGGAAGCGCCUCAUCCGGGUCUCCAAAUGGGUCUUCAGGAAGAUCCGGUUCCGGGGCCGACCCGGAUACCAUCGCCUCGGCGACUAUCACCGGUCGCCUAUCGCCAAACUCCUCAAAUGGGGUCGCAAGCUGAAGGCCGGCGCCAAGUCCUUCUUGACAGUGACGUCCGGGUCGGGUUACGCUCAAUUAGGAUCCGACCCUGAUCCGAGUGUGCCCAAGGGACACCUCGCCGUGUACGUAGGGCAGAAGGAUGGGGAGUUGCACCGAGUGCUGGUGCCGGUAAUAUACUUCAACCACCCUUUGUUUGGGGAAUUGCUGAAGGAGGCUGAAGAGGAGUUCGGAUUCCACCAUGACGGGGGAAUCACCAUACCGUGCCGGUUCACCGAGUUUGAACAGGUCAAGACCCGAAUCGCAUCCGGAUCUCGCCGGGGUGUCCGUUCAAAGAGGAUGGACUGGUGA
Sphenostylis stenocarpa is the source of this 486-nucleotide messenger RNA. Lineage: Eukaryota; Viridiplantae; Streptophyta; Magnoliopsida; Fabales; Fabaceae. The record is from the annotation of a GenBank genome assembly.